UCAAGUUUACGUCUUUGAAUACAGAUUCUCUCUCUCUCUCUCUCUCCCUACUAUAGUCUAUGGCGGACAAGAAGAAGAAGAAGAAGCGUGGCGGUGCAAAGAGAAAGAUGACAGUCGAACAGAUAACCGCACACAAGUCCGUCGCCGAAUGGGUUUCUCUCGGCCAUUCUCUCAAGCCCUCCACCGCCCCUCUUGUCAACGACGUUGUUGUUGAUGUUCAUGAUGAUGAUUUCGGAUUGCUUCCCAAUUCAACAACCAACUUUCUUGAAAAGUUCAAAUUCGAAUUUCAUUCUCAUUCCAUCUCUAGCGAUGGCUUCUUAUCGCCCUCCAAGCUCGUCGAGAGAGCCCAUCGAAACGGGGUCAAAGUACUUUCUCUAACUGACCAUGAUACUCUAUCUGGUAUCCCUGAAGCCCUCAAAGCUGCUCAAAAAUUUGGAAUCAAAAUCAUUCCAGGUGUUGAAAUCAGUACUAUUUUCUCUCCAAGGGAGGAGCAGCAGCAGCCUGGUCUGGAGGAACCUGUUCAUAUCUUGGCAUAUUACAGUACUUGUGGGCCUACAAAACCUGAUGUGUUUGAAAAGUUCUUGUCCAAUAUAAGGGAUGGUCGAUAUCUAAGGGCCAGGAACAUGCUGUCUAAAUUAAACAAGCUUAAAUUACCCGUUAGAUGGGAGCAAGUCACUAGAAUCGCCGGAGCUGGAGUUGCUCCGGGAAGAUUGCAUGUGGCUCGGGCAAUGGUUGAAGCUGGAUAUGUUGAGAAUUUGAAACAAGCCUUUUCUAGAUAUCUUCAUGAUGGUGGACCUGCUUAUUCUAAGGGAAGUGAGCCUUCUGUUGAGGAUGCAUUGCAAAUGAUAUGUGAAAGUGGGGGGGUUUCAGUCUUGGCUCAUCCAUGGGCACUGAAGAAUCCUGUUCCAAUCAUAAGGAGGUUGAAAGAUGCAGGUCUUCAUGGGAUAGAGGUUUACAGAAGUGAUGGAAAACUCGCAGUUUUCAGCGACUUAGCGGAUGCUUAUGAUCUAGUAAAGCUGGGAGGAUCGGAUUUCCACGGAAGAGGAGGACACGGUGAGUCGGACAUGGGAAGCGUGAACCUUCCUAUAGUUGCUGUCCAUGAAUUCCUGAAGAUGGCUAGGCCAAUUUGGUGCGCUUCCAUUAAGAACAGUUUAGAAGAAUACACAGAGGAUCCGUCCCCAUCAAAGUUAGAGUGGAUCAUGAAAUUUGGAAAGAUUAAAGUCCCAAAUGGCGGUUGUAGUAAUAAUGCCGAGUUAGUUGAACUCUGCCUGUCUUCGUGGUUCACGAAAGAAGAAAGACAGAACUUGGUUUUUGAUGCUCUCAAGUUAAAGCUUUCCAAAGUUUCAUUUGGUGCUAAAGAAGAUAUUCAAGUUCCCAUGGAAAUCUAAAUUUUGAAGUAUAAUUUGUUGUUCUGUCUUUUGUUGGUCUUAUUUCUUCAUCCAUGUACUAGUAAUAAUAAUUUAGGUAGUUGUUGUUUUGAUUUAGCUCAUAAUAAUGACUAAAGAAAAAUUAACAAACACAAGAAUGGAAACCCUUACUUUGCUUUUUCUU
Messenger RNA from Impatiens glandulifera, 1551 nucleotides. Its product is annotated as 5'-3' exoribonuclease. Gene Ontology annotation, molecular function: 5'-3' RNA exonuclease activity; 5'-3' DNA exonuclease activity. The coding region runs from base 60 to 1388 and encodes 442 amino acids. The record is from RefSeq and is a predicted model, not a curated record. The transcript is spliced from 5 exons. Lineage: Eukaryota; Viridiplantae; Streptophyta; Magnoliopsida; Ericales; Balsaminaceae.